This is a messenger RNA of Manihot esculenta (cassava), 1027 nucleotides long. Its product is annotated as ER membrane protein complex subunit 4. The record is from RefSeq and is a predicted model, not a curated record. Gene Ontology annotation, cellular component: EMC complex. NCBI's taxonomy places the organism in Eukaryota, Viridiplantae, Streptophyta, Magnoliopsida, Malpighiales, Euphorbiaceae. The transcript is spliced from 6 exons. Gene Ontology annotation, biological process: protein folding in endoplasmic reticulum. Bases 135 to 677 code for a protein of 180 amino acids.
AAUAAAAAAUAAAAUAAAUAAAUAUAGUGGGGAUGGGAUGGAUCCAGUUGAGAGGAGUGGGGAGAGAGGGAAGAAAGAGGUCUCUGCUGCAGUAUCUACUGAUCUUCUUCUUCGAAUAACAUCUCAACAAAAACAUGGACAAAGGAAAAGGAGUGAUGGGUUCCGGCCGUAGAUGGGCUGUCGAUUUCACUGACAAUUCAACAGCUCCUUCUUCUCGGGACUUUCCCGAUCCUCCUGGUUUCUCUCGCGCUUCGCAAGAUCAGGACGAUUCAACUGUAACUAAGCAAAAAAAGGAUGCUGAAGCUAAUUGGAAAGUUCAGAAAGCUUGGGAAGUGGCACAAGCACCUUUCAAGAAUUUACUGAUGAUGGGAUUCAUGAUGUGGAUGGCUGGAAACACAGUGCAUCUUUUUAGCAUUGGUAUUACAUUUUCAGCUCUUUGGCAGCCAAUAAGUGCUCUUCAAGGGGUUGGGAAGGUUUUUGAGCCAUACAAAGACAGUAAAGUAGAUCUUCUUGGGCCCAAGUUGCUGUUUAUUGCCCUUAAUCUGGGGGGUUUGGCGCUGGGUAUUUGGAAACUUAACACACUGGGGCUCCUUCCAACUCAUGCAUCAGACUGGGUCUCAUCCUUGCCUCCUGCUCAGGAGGUUGAAUAUUCAGGUGGUGGCAUCCCCCUGCAUUAAUGUGGUUCCUCUUGCAGUUGACUAUCAAGGCGCAAAAGAAUAGACAGAAAACGCGCUAUUCUUGGUCGAUGGCCUGUUUCGUGCGGGUGCAAUCACCAUGGACAAUUUAGCUUCCAGAUUGUUUAUGUAAGAUGACAUGGUUGAGAAGCUUUUUGAUUUGUUCUACUCCAUAGGCUUUGAUUUUAUGUAGAAUUCGUUACUCCCUCUUCUCCUGCUCUUCUGUCAUAUUUUUUCUUGUUGAAUAACUGAUAUGAACACCAUAUUUCUUUCUUUCAUAAACCCAGAUCUGCAGUAGUGCUUGUAUUAAUCUGAUGAUAAGUUUAUCUUGGAAACAUUCUAAUCGUUCAUUA